GAGGGCAGUCGCAUUCACUGAAGCAACAUCUGUGACUCUGCAGCUUUCCAAAACUUCUGCAGUCUAGUACUCUGCAAAUCCAUGGUCAUGGCACACCUAUGAGGAUGUAAGAGGGACUUCAUUCAGCAUAAAUCCAGCUCUGCACACAUUGUCUUUUGAACUGGAAUUUCACUGUCUGACACUGUAAAUGGAUUCCGUCUGCGAUUGGCAGAGAAGUAGAAAUAUCCAGUUCUGAGAAAAAGCAAGUAGGAGGGGAUAUGGCGACUGGCUCAUACAAAUGGUGGUACAAAACUGAGGCUUGGUGCUUCUGGAUCGUUGGAUGCAAAAUGAGAUCCAUGCAUUAUGUCUUUUGGUGUCUGUACUUCAUUUUUCUUCACUUAUUUUGCACAGCCCAAGAUGAGGACAUGAGAUUAAGUUGUCGAACAGCACAGAGUGACUUAGUAUUCAUCCUUGAUGGCUCAUGGAGUGUGGAUGACACAAAUUUUGAAAUUGUUAAACGGUGGCUGGUGAACAUCACAACGAGCUUUAACAUUGGCCAGAAGUUUACCCAAGUUGGGGUCGUCCAGUACAGUGAUGAACCUGUUUUACACAUACCAUUGGGAAAACAUUACUCGACCAAAGACCUUAUCAAAGCCAUGGAGUCCAUAGAAUACAUGGGGGGCAACACCAACACUGGAAAAGCGAUCAAGUUUGCCAAUGAGAAGCUGUUUGCACUGUCAGAGCGUGGCCCAAACGGGGCUUCAAAAAUUGCUGUGGUUCUGACAGACGGGAAGUCACAAGAUGCAGUGCUUGAAGCUGCAGAGGCCGCGAGGAAAAAAGGGAUAAUACUCUUUGCGAUUGGUGUUGGGGCAGAGACAGAAGAGACAGAGCUGAGAACAAUUGCCAACAAGCCACCUUCAACCUAUGUUUUCUAUGUUGAAGACUAUAAAGCGAUCUCUAAGAUUCGUGAAGUUAUUCGGCAGAAACUGUGUGAAGAAACUGUAUGUCCAAACAAAAUACCAAUUGACUCUCGAGAUGAGAAGGGAUUUGAUAUUCUGUUUCACCUGAAAUUGGCCAAAAAAGCUAAAAAGACACAAGGAUCGUUUUACGGAAUGAAAGCCUACCAAGUGACGUCCAGAGAUGAUUUAACAGAGAAUACCAGGGCUUUGUUUCCUGACGGACUUCCACCUUCUUAUGUGUUUGUGGCCACACUUAAGUACAAGGGCUCCGUGCUAACAGAGGACUGGGAUCUCUGGAGAAUACAGACAAUGGAUGGAGAGCCUCAAAUGGCAGUUACUUUAAAUGGCAUGAAGAGGACGGUCACAUUCACAACUACAAGCACUGCUCAAAGCGGAACACAGACGGUGGUCUUCACCAAAACGCCAGCAAAAAAACUGUUUGAUGAAAAAUGGCACCAGCUGCGUCUUCUGGUAACAGAGGAAGAGGUAUCUCUUUACGUCGAUGACUUGGAAAUUGAAAACCUGCCUCUCGAACCCCCUGCUGGCAUUUUUAUCAAUGGAAAGACACAAGUUGGAAAAUAUGUCAGAAAAGAAACAACAGUUCCUUUUGAAAUUCAGAAACUACGAAUCUACUGUGACCCAGAGCAGAAUAACAGAGAAACUGCUUGUGAAAUACCUGGAGUUGAUGGAGAGUGUGCCAGUGGAUCAGCUGAUAUCGAUCCGACCCCAGAGCCGUGUAUCUGUCCACCCGGGGCACCUGGUACUCCAGGCCAAAAGGGAGAGCCAGGAAGACCUGGGGAUCCUGGCAAACCUGGUCAUACUGGUGCUGAUGGUAAGCCUGGUACUCCAGGGCCAAGAGGAACUACUGGCCUUCAAGGUCCUCCUGGCAUGGCGGGGCUUCGCGGAGCAGAUGGAUAUAAGGGGGAAAAAGGAAGUUCUGGGGAGCCUGGUGAAAGAGGUGUCCCAGGGUUACCUGGCCCUCCAGGUGAACCGGGUGAAAAGGGGGCAACUGGCUCUCAAGGUGCACAAGGAAUGUCAGGCAAAGAUGGGCAACAGGGUGAAAAGGGAAACGCCGGAUCUGUGGGCUCACCUGGAUAUCCAGGGCAACCUGGGACACAUGGAAGAGAUGGGAAAGAUGGAAUUCCAGGAGUGCCUGGGCAAAAGGGUGACACAGGAGCUCCUGGGAUUCCUGGUCUAGAUGGAAGACAAGGACAUCCUGGACUGCCAGGAAUGCCUGGAGCUGAAGGUCCAAGGGCUUUAAAGGGGGAGGCAGGAUUACCUGGAGCAAAGGGAGCAAAGGGCAGCUCGGGGGACAACGGCGAGAUGGGUUUGCCUGGAAUACCUGGUUCACCUGGAAUACCUGGACCUAAGGGCAGCAAAGGAGACAACGGAGUGCCGGGUCAAGCAGGGCUACCUGGUCAGCAGGGCCAACCCGGACAAGCAGGGAACCCAGGAGAGACGGGAUAUCCUGGAAUGCCUGGUGUAAAGGGAUCUAAGGGGGAAAUAGGAGCCCAAGGUGCAAAAGGGGUAGAGGGGCUGAAAGGUGACAAAGGAGAUGCAGGAAAUUCCGGUCAAAAUGGUUUAACUGGGCUGACAGGACAAAAAGGAGAGAAAGGGACAACAGGAGAGCCUGGCCAGAGGGGACAAAUAGGCCAUCAAGGACAGCCAGGGCAAACAGGACAGCCAGGUUCUCCUGGUUCCAGAGGACACAGCGGGGACACCGGACAACCUGGACUACCUGGACCUGCAGGACGACCUGGGAGAGAAAUGUCCGAGGAACGCAUUCAGCAGAUAUGCAGAGAGGUCCUUCGAUCAGAGAUUCCCUCACUUCUUCUUAAUAACCAACAAAGUCAACAGAGAAGUUGCACACACUGCCACACAAGGAUGGGACCUCCUGGGCCAGCAGGGCCAAUAGGUCUCCAGGGUUCCAGAGGUUUUCCUGGAGCACCAGGAUCACACGGAUUGCAGGGACAUCGAGGUUUACCUGGACGGCCUGGUAUUCCUGGCAUGAAAGGUGAUCCAGGAGAAAAGGGUGAAAAAGGAAAUCAAGGACGAUCAGGAAUUGGAGACCCAGGUCAACAAGGUCCACCAGGUCCAGCGGGUCCCCCAGGUAUCGGAAAACCUGGUCAUCCGGGCACAUCCGGCUCGCCUGGGCGUGAUGGGGAAGGUGGAAAGAGAGGAUAUCCAGGAGAACCUGGGCCACCAGGUGUGUGUCAUCCAUCCAUGUGUUAUAGUGCAGUUUUAAGAAGGGACCCUUUUGUUAAAGGGCCAAACUAUUGAAAUGAUGCUGGAUGAAAAAGUCCAGUCUGGAUAUGGUGCUCAGAGAAUGAGAGAAAAGUUAACAGACAACCUUUACAAACUCAGGACGAUCGUAUUUUGAAGGGUGUCUAAGGCAUGGAGACCUUAAGUACCUCUAAUUGUGUAAAUAAUGAAAUGCAUCCCUGGGUGUAUGGAUCAUGGCAUGGCUUCCAAACACCACCGACUGUCCCUAUUCAUUUUCUCUCACAAAACCUUAAGUAUGCAAUCAGACUUGCAACUCAAAGUUACUUUUAUAUAGCGUGAGACACAUCAGACAAACAGUAGCAUCAAGUGUCUGCAGCGCUUCAAUGCUUCCAGACCUUCAAGUGAACAUGUAGAGCUACUUCCUGAUUCAUUUCCUGACUCUCUAGCACCCUCCAGUGUUUGUAUGUUGCUAUUCAUCCAUCCAGUAGGAUUGAUUUUUUUUAAACAGUACUUAAUAUUUUCAUGUUAUCUGCACAGUAGUUAGUCAGCAUUCUGUACAUUUCCAGCAUUUUGACCCUUUUUCCAUCCAUAGCUUAAAUGUAAACCAUAAGCCUGCAUGCUGAAAACUGAACCUUUUUGCUAAUCUGUUUUUGCCUUAUUUUGCUUUCUGUCAGGGGAGAUAAAUGAAUGCCCCAUGUCUAUUAUUAUUAUUAUUAUUAUUAUUAUUAUUAUUAUUAUUAUUAUUAUUAUUAUUAUUAUUGUGUAUUACAAUGUGAGCUUUGUAUAAAGCAGCUGUUUUGCUGAGAGGCAUCAUGAAGUUUUGUUUUUUUCUAAAUGCCUUUUUAACAGAUAAGACAGUAAAUGACUGUUUCCAUUGUUCUUUUAAAAGGUUUUAAUGAUUUUUGAAAGUGUUUUUGUUUGAUGUUUUUCUGUGUUUUUGUGACUUCUAAUUCACUGUUGAUAAUAUGAAUUAAAACUCAUUUUUGUUA
Tachysurus fulvidraco (yellow catfish) is the source of this 4150-nucleotide messenger RNA. It is a transcript of the gene col21a1, whose product is annotated as collagen, type XXI, alpha 1. The record is from RefSeq and is a predicted model, not a curated record. NCBI's taxonomy places the organism in Eukaryota, Metazoa, Chordata, Actinopteri, Siluriformes, Bagridae. The transcript has 31 exons. The coding region runs from base 258 to 3218 and encodes 986 amino acids.